AUGCGCACGUCACUCCAGACCGGCGUACGAGACGUCUCUCACCUAUGCGCGAGGUGCCAGCGACUGGCGACGAUGGCCCGGCCAUCCGGCGCGGUAGCCGUCUCGAAUGGCAGCAGUCCGUUAGCCAUGACACACGCGCGAUGGGCUUCAGGAGCAUCAUCAAUUAUUUCCACCCAAAAGCGGUGGAUGUCCGGGACUGUCCCGUUGUCACGGCCGGCGAUGGCGGUACCAAACAGUGAACCGGCGGCCGCUACCGCGAGCUCGCCAGACCGCAACGUCCCCAAGACGCACUACGAAUUCUUCCCCAUCACCCUCCCCGACGGCCCGCCGCCCAAGGGCCACUUCCCGAUCAACCAGCGCGCUCUCCGCCGCGAGUUCCUCCGGCUACAGGCAAAAGCCCACCCGGACAUGCACCCGGCGGAGCUCAAGACGCGCGCGGAAGCGACGUCGGCGCGCAUCAACGAGGCGUACAAGACGCUAUCGAACCCGCUGCUGCGCGCGCAGUACCUCCUCUCGCUCCGCGGUGUCGACGUCGCCGACGACGAGACGCUGAAAGUGGAGGACCCAGAGCUGCUAAUGGUUGUGCUCGAGGCGCGCGAGGAGAUUGAGGAGGCGACGGCGGAGAGCGAGCUCGAGGGCCAGCGGGCCGCCAACGAGGGACGGAUACGUGCAAGCGAGGAGGUGCUCGAGACGGCGUUCCGGCACGACGAUAUUGAGACGGCUAAGCGGGAAGCGGUGAAUCUCCGGUACUGGGUAAAUAUCCAGGAGAGCCUGGAUAAUUGGGAAGCCGGGAAGCCAAUUGUUCUGCAGCAUUAG
Messenger RNA from Colletotrichum orchidophilum, 816 nucleotides. Its product is annotated as Fe-S protein assembly co-chaperone HscB. Gene Ontology annotation, cellular component: mitochondrion. The record is from RefSeq and is a predicted model, not a curated record. NCBI's taxonomy places the organism in Eukaryota, Fungi, Ascomycota, Sordariomycetes, Glomerellales, Glomerellaceae. Gene Ontology annotation, molecular function: ATPase activator activity; protein-folding chaperone binding. The transcript has a single exon. Gene Ontology annotation, biological process: [2Fe-2S] cluster assembly; protein complex oligomerization. Bases 1 to 816 code for a protein of 271 amino acids.